This is a messenger RNA of Lymnaea stagnalis (great pond snail), 5587 nucleotides long. The record is from the annotation of a GenBank genome assembly. NCBI's taxonomy places the organism in Eukaryota, Metazoa, Mollusca, Gastropoda, Lymnaeidae.
UAUGCCAGGGUACCUUGGAGAUUUUUGUGACAAUGGUGAGCACGACGUGUGGGGCUACGAUGCGUUCGUUAGGUGUCUAAUUAUAUCAUCUGUAAUAAAUCAGCUAGAUGAAGAGGAAAUUUGAUGUAUUUUGAGUGUUUAAGAUUUAGCUUAAUUCAUCCACUUACACUCAUUUUCUCUUCAGGUAAUACGAACAUUUGGAAACGCCAAUCCCCAUCCAGAUAUGCUCAAUAAAAUAAAUGAAGAAUUACUAUACCGUUCGAUAAAAGAAAUUUUAAAGGAAGAAUUAAUUUCACUUUUUAUAGAUGAACUAUAAUCAAGCACAAUUAUCACGUUUCAUAGAGGAACUUAAAUGAAGCACUAAUAUCAGGUUUUAUAGAAGAACUUAAAUAGAGCACUAAUAUCACGUUUCAUAGAGGAACUUAAAUGAAGCACUAAUAUCACGUUUCAUAGAGGAACUUAAAUUGUGCCCACCUUAACAGUUGGCCAGUUAAUGAAUUUAUUUUUAAAUCUCAUUAAGCUAACUAGUCAUUAUAUUUUCGUUCCCUGUGAUCCAUAUGGAACCUAAUGAAACUAUAGGUAGAUUCCUCUAAUUUUUUUUAUUUAAAUCAACAUAUGUUGUUAUUUUCAUUUAACUGACUCCAAAAGUUCCAUGCAAUACUUCCGAAUACCUGCCCAUUCUAUCUUACCAUACUUUGAGUAACUUUGAAUGACACUAUACUUUCAUUGCUAUGAUAGCAUUUCUUUCUUCCUCUAUGAAUCAGACUUUUUUUUGUGUAUCUUAUCAUUGUUUCUAAUACACCCCUGCAAUAAUUCCCUGGACACGAACUAAGCCACAAUUAACUUCUAUUGAGAAAUAAAAGUUUCUUUUUUUUUGUUUUUUUGUUUGCGUGUGUGCUUUUGUGUGUGUAUGUGUGUGUGGGGGGGGGUAAUAAUAAUAAUUUAGCUAUUAGAAUACGUCUUUACCUCAUUUGUUAUGGACUUGUUGCUGUUAGUUUUAUGAUAGUAAUUAUUUUUACAACACAUGUUUUGCUAGUCUAUGCAAAGUGCUAUUUCAUCAAUACAUUUGGUAUCCUUUAGAAUGUAAACCAGGAACGUGGGGUGAGGAUUGCAAAUCUUCCUGCGGUGCGAAUUGUAUUGAAACAUCUUGCAACCGGCACACUGGAUUCUGUGAUCAAGGUUUGAAUGAUUUACAACAUUUUCUAACACUGCAAUCUAUUAAGCAAAGACUUCGAAUUUUUUAAAAAUUAUUUUAACAAUUAUUCAAUUUAAAUUGGUAUAAAUUUAAGAGUUUAGUUCACUUACAUUCUAAAUAUCAGGCAUAUAUCCAUGUAGGGCCAUAAUCGUUGCGUUGUUGAGCAUUUCACAUACCUGGGAUCCAAUAUUGCUAGUGCUCUCUCCGUUGAUGAAGAGAUAAAUAUGAGGAUCGCAAAAGCAGCAGCAACUAUGGCUAAACUGCAUAAGCGGGUGGGGAAUAAUAUCAAUCUAACUGAUUAAAAAAAAAGUGUCUAUCGCGCAUGUGUGCCUAGUGCGCUCCUACAUGGCAUCAUUUUGUGGAGCACAUAAUAUACCAGUCAGGAGCGGAACAUCAAAGAUGUCUGCGUCUGAUUUUACGAAUGCGAUGGCUGUAAAAGGUUCCUUGGAACUUGCUCAAAUGUGUUGCAUAUUCUCCGCUUUUAGCAAGCGGCUUCUUCGCUGGUUAGGUCAUGUAAGCAGAAUGGAGGAAGGCCGUAUCCCAAAGAUGCUGCUGAAUGGAGAGUUGGCAGAAGGGACACGACUUAUCGGACGGCCACGCCUCAGAUUUAUGGACGUUUGCAAAAGGGGCAUGAGGGAAGCCAAUAUUGAAAACAACGAAAGGUAGCUCAUUACGGAAUACACGUUCCAGCUGGCGAACAGCAGUGCAUAAAGGAAAAAAAAAAGGGGGAAAGAAGAUAGGCGAAACGAGGCCGUUGCAACAAAAAGCACCAUACGGAAGUCAAAAUCUUACCAGGAAUCAAUAUUCUCCUGCCAGAAAUGCAGUCGAGAUUGUCAUUCUAGGAUUGGCCAAGUGAGCCACUCGUCGAAGUGUAGGACUACAUAGCUACUCCAUCGUCUCUCGAAGACGAAAGGAUGACAUAUAUAUAUAUAUUCUAAAUGACUGUUUCAAAAUUGAUUUCAAAAGCCUGUGUAAUCGCCAUUUGUUUUGUUUCAUAUUAAUUUCUCAUUUCAAUUCGUUUUGCCAUUUUCAAGAAAAAGUUUCACGUGUUUAAAAAUGACACCAAUAAAGAUUAAACAGAUAUUAUCGUCAUGCACAUUAUGUAUAUAUUCUGUAUCUUUCAGCCUUUUCCCACCGGUCUAAAUCUAUCAAUUUGUUAAUUUACAAACAAAUCAUACGAUUUUAGGCUCUUAGAUAAGAGCGGUAUUUAAAAAAAAAAAUCAUUUACAAAGUUUAUAUAUAUGUAUAUAUAUAUAUAUAUAUAUAUAUAGUCACGAUUUAUAUUGAUGAAAAAUCAAAAGAAAUGUGCACAGUUCCAACUUUUACCACGUUUCAAGAACAAUGUCACCCAUUUUGGCUAUGGUAAAAAGAUUAUCAUUAGGAAUGAACGACAUCAAAGUUUUUAUUUUAAAAUGCAAAUACUCAUUAAAUUAUCAAGUUAAAUUUACCACUAAAAUAAUGCAUAACUUGUGGAGACUGGUCGUUGUUAAUAAGUGUCUUAAUAAGUGUUAGUCAUCUUCGGUGCACACAGAAUGACUCUAACGUCAUGAAUGAUAACAUGAAGCAAAUACGCACUUAGCUCCCAGGCUAUAGUUUGAAGAUAUUCUUUAGGAACGAGCACCUGCAACAUUGUAAUAAUUUAUGCCAAAACUCAUUAAAUUAUCAAAUUUAAAGUUACAUUAAAACAAUCCAUAACAUACUGGAGACUGGUCCUCUUAAGGUUAGUCAGUAAGAGUCUUGUCAUGUGAACACAUCAUGAAUGAUAAAAUUAAGCAAGUACUCGCUGUUAGCUGUCAGCUCUUAAACAUAAACUAAAACAAAGUUACUCAACCAUCUUCUUUAAUACAAAUUUGCUCUUUUAAAAUUGUUUUACCAAGCACCACCGUAUGCGACAGAUUAGCUUUACAAUUACUUUUGUUAAGAAUACACAUUCGAUGGCCUUAUUUUUAUUAUUUUUUGUUUUUGGUAAAAUAAAAUAGCGUGUUAAAAAUGCCGUCCAAAAUAUGUUAUUAUUAGAGCCUCUUUAUUGCUUCGUACCUUGCCGUGUCCACAAAUAAAGAGAGUCAAGAUGCUAUGUCUUUGUUCAUAGGCUGUGUUAAAGGCUUCCACGGCAACACCUGCUCCUUGCCCUGUCCGGAGAAAUGCGAAAACCGGGAAUGCGAUCGUGUCGAUAGAUCUUGUUUAAAGUGCCUCCCUGGAUACAGUGGCCCCCUGUGCGACCAAGGUAGGCACGGAAAAAAAAAAAAACUUUAUUAAAUGUCUGAAAGGUAAGACAAAAAAUACUCAUGGAAACAAUUUAAAAAAAAAAAAUAAUGAAAAACAAAGAUUAAAUUUGGAAAUGUAAGAUAUUUUUUUAAUUAUUCAAUUGUUUGAACUGGUUACAAACUAAUCAUAGUUUUUAUUUUAAAUAAUAAGGCGUCGCCCAUAAAGGACGCCCACGGAGACGGGGGUGAUGGGAUCGGGGGUUCGUGCGAAAACGGACAAAUGCGGACAAGGGAGGGGUGAAGGAGGGUAUAGGUUCUUGCGAACGUCCGCCAACCUUUUGUUUUAUUGUAAUAAUUAAGUGUCACCAAGUGUCCAGCUGAUUUAUUUACAAAACUUUUCAAAUAUAUUAUUAUUAGCAAGAAUUUAGUAACGGCUUCGUCAAGACACUAUGUGACCGAAACAUAUUUAAUAGCUAUCUCUCGUCACACUUGAAAAAUGAGAGUAGUUUUUAUUCAGACCCCCCCCCCCUCUCCCCUUUUUCGAGCCCAUUACUGCAUCCGUCCUUUUUGGACAUUGCCCCCCCCCCCCCCCCAUGCUUAAGUGUAAUGAAAUUUCUGCUUAAGCCCUCACCAAAAUCGUGUUAUAAAUCAUUAUGACGUACACUAAUGAAAUCAAUUAAGGUCAGACGAUCGCAUUCCGGUGUUACCUAACUUAUUUCGAGGCCCCACCCUUACAAGAACGGCAUUUUGUUGAUCAUAGGAGGACAUAUUCAAUUUUAAAGGACUCUUGGCAUAGGGAAAAAAGAGGGUCAAGAAGCAGUCCGUCCUGAGCAGCACGUCUUUGUCUAUAGUCAGAAGCGUCAAUUUCUCGACCAACUUCAGCGUCUUUCGUUACCGUGAGCGGCUAAUCCAUUGUCCCAACCUGGUGGGGGGCAACUGUCUGUAGCACCGCUGAAGCUACGGGAUAUAAGACAUGUAUUUGUUUCAAAAUGGGGGGGGGGGGGGGGGGUGUAUUAUUAAGACUUAAGUUUUUAAAGUCAACAUCUUUAUUUUGAUUCGUAUAGUGCAAUGCAAAUAUAGUUCGAUUAUUUGUGCCAGUUUUAUCCUACAAUUAUGAAUCUUAAGUCAUAAAAUGGCUGCAAAAUAAUUGAAAUUCAAUCUUUUAUGAUGGAGCAUUAAGAACACUUCCCCCCCCCCCAUUUCUUGGUUUGGCAUCCAUUAAAAUGUGUUAGGUGAUCAGUUAGGUUCGUUGGGUAAAAGAAAGCUUAGAACGCUUGGUGACAUACGCAUUAUGGGCCCGUCCUACCUUGUGUUCAGCUCGUUCAUCGGUUUGAUUCAGCCCCCACGAAAUUAUUAUGACAAAAAUUACCUCACAGGCACAGGCACAGAAUCACGAACGAAAAGCAAUGACUCUCGUCUUAUCUAACAAGCGCAAACACAAGGAAACACUAUGACGAUAGAUACACAAAUGUCGAUGACUUCUUAGGACUUAUACAAGGCAAAAAAAAAAACAUGUUUGGAUUUCAGAGAUUUUUAAGAGACAGUUGACUUUAUUAGAGAUUAGUAGAGAGCUGUUUACUUUUAGAUACUUAUUAAAUGUGCACGCUUUCUGCAGACUUCCCCUACGUACGAUCCAGUUCGCAUAAUCUCCCAAAAUCAGCAAAAACCCCUUUCCCCCCCCCCCCCCGCAGUUACGAACGUAAUCAAUGGAUUUUAAAUUAAUGGUUCCUUGCUCUUGAUAAUCGCUAAUAGACUGCCAGGCAUUCUCCCUGUAACUUUCCGGAUACGUAUGCGCAUGUCCGCAUCCUCCGGGAAAAGAGUGGGGGGGGGGCAGGGGAUGACCCAAGUGCGCACAAGUCGGACAAACGCAUACAAGGGGGCCCAUGAGGAGGGGGAGGGGGGAAUGCAUAUUUUGUGCGAACGUCCUCUCAUUGAACACCAACUAAUACUUUGUUGUUUUUUUUUCAAGUUAUUACCCAGGUACAGGGAGUUUCAGAGCGAGAUAAAAUUAUUAUUUUCUCCAUGGGAGUCGGAGUUGGCUUGAUCAGCUUUAUGCUACUCCUGUGUGUCAUCUGCAUGUGCAGAGCGAUAAUGAGGAAAAGGCCCGUGUCUGAAACAAAUCGUUGCUAAAAAAAAAAAAAGGAAAGAGAAAAUAAAAUAAGCUAAAUGCAUCCUGCUGGCACUGUCG